GCAGAGGCGUAUGUCAUCGGGGAUCCGAAUGAAAUCUAUCCUCUUAUCCGCAGCUUGGGUACCUUGGGAGAGCAUGUUAAGGUCUCAAGUCCAGUAGACCCACACUCACUUUAGCACCCACUCGCUUUCCUUAAAACGCUAUGGCGUCCGUACUUGGAGCUUCUUCAUUAGCUAUCUUGUCUUGCCGUUCCCUUUCUCUUCCUAUUCCUAAGAUCUCCAUUUCUUCUCUAUCCUCCAACCCAGGGCAGACUUGUGGAAAAAGGUUACAUGGAGGAAUUGGAAUUCAUGGAAAGAAGGGAAGGUCUCAGUUCCAUGUGGCCGUUAGCAAUGUUGCCACUGAAAUCAACUCUGUUGAACAGAAACUCGCCACAAAGGAAAGCCAAAGGCCGGUAUAUCCAUUUGCUGCUAUAGUGGGACAGGAUGAGAUGAAACUCUGCCUUCUCCUAAAUGUGAUUGAUCCCAAGAUUGGGGGUGUCAUGAUCAUGGGUGAUAGGGGAACCGGAAAAUCUACGACAGUCAGGUCUUUGGUUGAUUUGCUUCCUGAAAUCCAGGUAGUUGCUGGUGACCCGUACAACUCGGAUCCUGAAGAUCCAGAGUCAAUGGGCAUCGAAGUUAGAGAGGAUAUAAUGAAAGGGGAGAAACUUUCUGUUGUCAUGACUAAAAUUAACAUGGUUGAUUUGCCAUUGGGUGCUACAGAAGAUAGAGUCUGUGGGACAAUUGACAUUGAGAAAGCUCUCACUGAGGGUGUCAAGGCCUUUGAACCAGGCCUUCUUGCGAAAGCUAAUAGAGGAAUUCUUUAUGUGGAUGAAGUUAACCUUUUGGAUGACCACUUGGUGGAUGUUUUAUUGGAUUCUGCUGCCUCUGGUUGGAACACAGUGGAGAGAGAGGGUAUAUCAAUUUCGCAUCCUGCUAGAUUUAUUUUAAUUGGCUCAGGCAAUCCUGAAGAAGGGGAGCUUAGACCACAACUCCUUGACCGGUUUGGAAUGCAUGCACAAGUAGGUACUGUGAGGGAUGCAGAGCUUAGAGUGAAGAUCGUGGAGGAGAGAUCUCGGUUUGACAGAAACCCCAAGGAAUUCCGGGAUUCUUACUUGGCAGAGCAAGAAAAGUUGCAGCAACAAAUUGCAUCAGCUAGGAGUUCUCUUUCUUCAGUUCAAAUAGAUCAUGAUCUCAAGGUGAAAAUCUCAAAGGUUUGUGCAGAGUUGAAUGUUGAUGGAUUGAGAGGAGACAUUGUAACAAAUAGGGCUGCAAAAGCUUUGUCUGCUCUAAAGGGAAGAGAUAAAGUUACUGCAGAUGAUAUUGCUACUGUCAUCCCUAAUUGCUUAAGACAUCGUCUUAGGAAAGACCCUCUAGAGUCAAUAGACUCCGGUUUACUUGUCAUUGAGAAAUUCUAUGAGGUUUUCAGUUGAGGGGAGGUGUUGAAAAUCCUUUUCUCCGUAAUUUUUGUGUAACAGAUUGCUGUUUAGUAUUAAUAUUUCUUCAUUCUGGAUAA
Molecule: messenger RNA, 1489 nt
Organism: Ziziphus jujuba (common jujube)
Lineage: Eukaryota; Viridiplantae; Streptophyta; Magnoliopsida; Rosales; Rhamnaceae
Product: magnesium-chelatase subunit ChlI, chloroplastic
Exons: 3
Coding region: 141-1406 (421 amino acids)
Biological process (GO): chlorophyll biosynthetic process
Cellular component (GO): chloroplast stroma
Molecular function (GO): magnesium chelatase activity; ATP hydrolysis activity; ATP binding
Source: RefSeq, a predicted model, not a curated record